Molecule: messenger RNA, 423 nt
Organism: Microthlaspi erraticum
Lineage: Eukaryota; Viridiplantae; Streptophyta; Magnoliopsida; Brassicales; Brassicaceae
Source: the annotation of a GenBank genome assembly
AUGGAAGCUUCUGGAUUGAGUUAUGCUAGUGUCAAGAUGAGCCAAGGCCUUGGGCGCGGUAUCUCGGGCCUCUUGAUCCAUCAAAGUCUCCAUGGGCUCUACUUAGGCGCUCGUCGGACAUGUCUUGUCACUCGCAUCAACCAUCCACCAACCUCCGCUUACAGUAGAUCCACCCCAAGUCGUCCGCGCUCACUCACUGAGUCAAGAGAAGGUCUUCAAACGUUCUCCGAUUUCGAAUGUGGGAUUGAAUUAUCGUCAGCUCCGUCGACGGUCGAUCCACAUUCAUCACUGGCAGAUCCCACCAAUGCGGAGGCGGAUCAGAGGCUAAACAGGACCAGGACGUUUUCGAGGGACUGUGUAGCGUCAAGAGAUCGCCGGAGAGUGAGGGAUCUGGUAAUCAUGGUUAAAGUUUUGCAGGUUUGA